Messenger RNA from Xyrichtys novacula (pearly razorfish), 7187 nucleotides. The record is from the annotation of a GenBank genome assembly. Lineage: Eukaryota; Metazoa; Chordata; Actinopteri; Labriformes; Labridae.
GUUCUCAGGCAUCAUUAAGCAGUGCUGAAGGAGGCGAAGAGGAAAACAGUGGUAGUGUGGGAGAGAGAGGGCAGAAGUUGGAUGGUGCUUUCCUUUGUCGCCGUGUCUCCGUGGGUAUGAACAUCGAAGCAACCCGUUCACGAUCCGUGAAAUCUCAAAGUCUGUUGCAGUUUCACGCCUGAGAUCCUCCACUUGAUUUCAUUCGUUAAAACGGUGCGUAUACAAAGCUAAAUUAGCCAGGCUGCUAGCUCGGUCACUUUCUGUCGUCACGGAGUGGUUACUGCUGCUGCUGCUGCUGCUCCACUAAAACAUUAUUGAGUUGUAAGUUAAGAAAACAAGCUUAUCUGAUGCAGACUGUGAAUUUUUUGGUAAACCAGAAAGCAAACGUUUUACUUUUGAGGGAAACGGCGGUGUUGUAUAGAAGAAUGUAACAGAUUGGAAUAACCAUAAUGUAACUCAAUCGGUUUACAUAUCCCUGUCACAUUUGAGAUAUCUUAAUGGGUUUAUUUCAGCUAAUAAUUAUAUUUUUGCAGCUAACAUGCUGUUGUGGAUAAUGUAGAUAAUAAUAGCGACCUCUCUUGAUUCAACAGAUCAGUAUUCAGGUUGUUGAAUACAACUUCUGAUCACGAAAUGCUCAUGUGAAACCCUCAUCAGGUCCUAUUUGAACCUGUCGCCACGAUGAUGGAGGAAUCGGUGUCCACGUUUGAGACGCAUCUGACGGCCGUCAUGGACAGUCUGAUCCGAGCCUCGGUGUGCGAGAUCACCAAACUCUUUCAGGAGACCGUGAACGACUACCUGGUGGAGCUGUCUCUCAACAGGAGGGAGAACGAGGCUCUCAAAUUGCGGCUGAGGCUCACCGAGAACAAGCUGAGGACGGAGCGCAAGUAUGGGCUGGGCUGGGCGUCCAACCGCCGCAACGCCGGGCUGUCAGCGGGGGAGGAAGGAGCUGGGGGGCGGCACAAGCGGAAAGUUGAAGUGGCCCGUGAGUAUCUCUCCUUUUAGGAUGGCUAACCCCCCCCCUCACAGACAGAGCGUCAGACAUCAUAUUUAGUUUGUUUUCAGAUUAAAGAUGUCUUAAAUGAAAUUGCACUUCAGCACAACAUUUGAAGGAUAUGAGUGUGAGGUGUUUUUUGAAGAAAGAAAUACGAUUUUGCUGUGUAGUCAGGGCUUAUGUGAAGACGCACUUGUUUUGUUGGAAACCAUCUGGCAAGAGCUGAUCUCUCCCUCCCUCCUCCCCUUCCUCCCUCCUCCCUUCCUCCUCCGCCUCCUCUUCAUGUUCGCUCCCUCUGUCCUUCACCUCCCCCUCUCCUCUCUCUCUCUCUCUCUCCACUGCAUUCUGUCCCUCCCACUCCUCUGUGCCUCUGCACACUCUCUCCCUCCCUCCCUUCCUGUCUUGCUCCUCUCCCUCCCCCCACCUCCUCUCCUUCACUUCUCUCUGCCUGUCUGUCUGUGUCACUCCAACUCUUCCUCCUCCCCUUCCCGCUCCUCUCUUCUUCACGCCCUCGCCUCCUUCCUCUCUCCCUGCCCCCACCUCCUCCUGCUCUGUGCUCUCCUUCAUCACGUUGCACACACACACACUCCCCCUCCUCCCCUCCCUCCUCCUCCUCCUCCACUCCUCUGCUGCUCCUCUCCACCACCACCACCACCGUAAUUACACUCUUUCUCUCCACUUCUCUCUCUCUCUCUCUCUCUCUCUCUCUCUCUCUCUCUCUCUCUCCACUCUCCACUCUAUCACUCCAACUUGUGCUCCCACUCCUCCUCUUCCUCUGUGGCCCUGCAAUAUCCACUCAUCCCGCUCCUCUUCCGCUCCCUCCGUUUUUUUCCUCCCUUUCACGUGUUUUCCUCUCCUUCCCGCUCUCUCGCUCUCUUGUCCUUCUACGCCCCCUCUCUCCUCACUCAUUCAUCAUGCUCACCCCCCCCCCCCAAACCUCCUCUCUCCCCCUUAUCCUCUCUGAUGCUCCAAUCAACUCCUCCUCAUCUCUCUCUCCCUCCACCCUCUUUGCUCUCUCAUCUCUUUCUCUUGGUCUCCCAAUCAUCUCCUCCCACUUAUUUUCCUCCCCCUCAUAUUUCACUCCUUCUCUUUCCUGUCUCUCCAUGCCCCCCCCUGACCCACACACACGCAUUUUCUCCUCCCUCUCUCACCUUCCUCCCACCCUUCCUUCGUCUUCUUCUCUUCUCCACAGGAGGCAAGUCAAAGAAGGGCCCAGCAGCAGCCUAUGGCAAAGGCUGGCCUGGAGGUGUGUGGGAGGAAGGAGGAGGUAGCUGCGCGGGUGGUGGUGGUGGAGGCGGAGGAGGAGGUGGAGGAGCUGUGGGGAUGGUAGCAGGAGGAAGAGGGGGGAAGGAGGCCAGGGAGAUGUACCUUAUCCAGUUCCCUGGGGAUGAAGAGGAUGAAGGAGGGAUGGUGGAGGACGAGGAAGGGGAGGGCAGCCUCAGCGGUGAGGGGGAGGAGACGGCCAACAUCAAAGAGGAGGUGAGGGAGACAGGCUUUCUCAGAGGAGGAGGAGUAGGAGGAGAAAGUGGCACAGCAUCUCUGCACUGCUCAGCAGCCUCAUCUAGAGUGAAAAUGAGCGAAGAAAAAAAAGAGAGAUUAGACUGAGAGACGUAGAGAGUUUUGCUUUUGUUUUUCAUCCAUCAAAACACUGCAGAGAUGAAGUGGAUAAAGGCAAACGUAUUGAUUUGAUAUUUAGCUUCCAGAGGAGCCUGUGGAGUAGGACUCUCCACAUCUCAAGUGCUGCAUGCUUUAGGCAGAAAUACUACUGGUGGACGUGAAGAGCUGUUUGGUAUUCCAUAACACGACUGAGGCCCAGAGCAUGGCUAAACUUUGCGCUCCUCUGUUGUAUUUGAAUACAUGAAACGUGGAGUUUUGGUCUCCUCUCUGUCAAGUAGUUGCCAAGUGUCUCAGAUGGUUUAUAUAACAGUUAUAAAGACGAGUAACUGGUUAAGCAACAUGUGUAGUAGCAAGGCCAUAUAUACUACUUAUGUAUAUAACUUGCUGUAGGCUGUAUGUAACAAGUGGCUGUAGUCUUUUGGUUUCAAAGUCAAGCCGUCACAGUGUCUUAACCUGCAUUCUUCUUACAAGCCAGCAGGGGGCGUAAACAGUAUUUGUAGCUGCUCAGACCCAGUUGAGAUUUGACCCUAAUUUUCAGAUGACUUCUACUCUCAGCUCUUUUCAAAACAGAUUAUUUUUCAGUUCAGACAUAACUGGCCUCACUUUAAAGGAAUAUCCCGGCAUAAAAUUAAUCAUUUCUUAUCUUUUUCUUGAAGUAAUAAUCAUCAUAUUAAUCAUUUUGCACUGCAGACGCAGUAGUUCUUCUGCUUUUGCGUUUCGGUCUGAUUGCAUUUCCAUAAAUGUUCUUCCUUGAGCUGCGAAACUCCGCUGUAGUCCAUAAUGGACUGGCCCUAGGUCUCACUACAAACAAGCGGCUGCUGGAAGAGAGUAGGCGAGUUGUGUUUAGUCUCUUUGCUAAAGAAAUCAGGCAAAGCUUAAAAGAUAUUUGGUGGCUAAUGCUAUGGCUGGGACCCUAUAUGUACUAUUGAUGAAGUUAGGUGCUGUUCUGAGCAUUAUUUGUGGUUAUAGAGUGGCGUUUUGGUUGAGGUUUGUUUAUGGCUCCUCAGACCGCUGUGUAUUGCUAUCCUGCGGUCAUCACUAAAGUUGGUAUAACCAGAGAAGCAAGCGGUCGGCAACAUUCAUCUCUCAAGGAGGUGUGUAUCUUACACGGUGUUAUGGUGUGUUUGACCCUUAAUUUUACGCCGGAAUAUCCCUUUAAGUAAAAAAAGAAGGGUGGAACGUCUUUUAUACAUCUAAGGGCUUCAAAUUUAACUGUCAUUAGUGUUGCAAGUCAAUUUCAAAGCCAAUUUUUUUAAGAAAAGUAUUUAUUUAUGCUCUAAUAAGUUGUAUUUUACCUGGUUUAAGAUGUUGAAUUUGUAUUUCUUUUGUACUUGUCAAUACAGUUCAGUCAAUCUGAGGGCUACCAACCAGCAUCUCUGCGGCUGAUUAAAGAAGCUUUGAAGAUAGACCCACCCAACAAGAGCCUCCUCAGUGCCUCCAGAUCCCAAAGUGAAGGUAAUAAGCUCAGGACACAGUGGUGGAGGAAGGAGAGUUAGAGAAAUGUUUAGGUGAAAGAGCUCAUGUUAGAUCGCUAUCUUCUAACUCCUCCUAACUCCCUCUGUCUGUGUUCAGGUGACCUGUCAGACCACCCACCAACCCUUCAUCCAAGUGACAGAGAUGAGGAAGAUUGGGAGAUGGGUUCAACCGAGCAAGCAGAAGGGGGCAUGACCAUGGACGAGCUGAGGGGCCUUGAGUCUGCACUGAGGGCUGAGAGAGGCCGCGAACAGGCCGCCAUGAAGACUUCCGAGCCCGUUAGCCCUGAAUCAACGUCAAGCAGAGAGAUCAGCCUGGCUCCAAAAUACAUCGGUCUGGAUGGGAUGGAACAGGAAGGAGAACUGGAGCCUCAGCCCCCCACCCUGCAGAGAGAGGAGCAGGUGGGGCAGAGCAGGUUAAAGGAUGGUGUGAGGGCUGGGGUCGAUCUGAGGUUAGGCUGGCCGAAGAAGUCAAGAGAGGGGGACUCGUCGGGGGUCAUGAAAGAAGAAGAUGUGGUGGAGCUGGGAGAGUCAGAGCACCCACCUCACCUUUCUGCUCCAGGGAGUGUCGGAGAGAGUGUCGGAGAUGAGGAGGGUGGCGGGGAUCUGCUUCACUUUUGUCCACAGUGUGGAGGAGGCUUUACAUCUGAGGCAGAGCUGGAGGAACACCCCUGUCCGUUAGGAGGCUCUCAGCAUGGGAGCAGUGGAGGAGAGGAGGGUCUUUUCCCCUGCGCUCACUGUGGAAACACUUUCAGCCACGCUUGGGCGCUAAAGAACCAUGAGUGCGCCUGUGCCGCCGAGCGUCCACACUGCUGCGAGAUCUGUGGGAAGCGCUUCACACACUCACGCUCGCUAGAACGCCAUCAUCUCGUGCACACAGGCGAGCGACCGCACAGGUGUCCCCAGUGCGGACGCAGCUUCAGCCGACUUGGCAACUUAGAACGGCAUCAGAGGAUCCACACGGGUGAACGUCCAUACGGCUGUGAAGCGUGCGGGAAGCGCUUCAGUCGUGUGGAGUAUUUAAAGAGACACCAGCUUAUACACAACAGUGAAAAGGUGACACUCCAGUGCUCUAACUGUGGGAGUGGCUUUAGCGAUGUGGAGCAGCUGAAAAACCACCGCUGUUUUUAAAGCCUCGCCUUCACACCUUUGACUGAACUGGAAACUCAACACAAGUGUUUCUCUGAAUGUGGUAGAAUGUAGGUGAUGAAUGUGAUUGGUUGAUGCACAUUUUAUCCUCAGCAACAUGAAUUUGCCUUUUUUCGCUCGAUACUUGAUGAAGUAAAUGAAGAAGGCAACAGUCCAGUUUUACAGGAAACCAGUCUUAUUGUGCGUUUCUCUAUUGAAAUACAAAUCUCAGAUGUUCAGCCAUUUUUAUCUGAAGCGUUCUCAUUUGUUUGUAAAAAAAAAAAAGAAAAAAAACAUUUUUCUUAUUUAUGAUAAUCAAUGACAAUACAACUCCUCUCUUUUUAUCAGUAAUUUACUCAUGUUGAAGCCAAUACCCUCAUUUUUUUGCUGACAAUAUAAUUGACAGCUUGGUAUUUUGUAUGUCUGUGUUUUGGUCGUACCACGAAGAAAUAAAUGUUUGAAUCCUUGUGAAGGCUCUUAUUUUCUCGUGUAAUCACAGGAUUUCCCUACAUAAAGCAAAGCAACAUUGCAGAAUUGUAUUGAUAAGAAAGAAUGAUUUUAACCUUCCUGAGGAAAAACUCAAGUUUGAUUUGUGUGGUGAUUCAGCCGUUGAAUAGUGUGUGGUGUGUUUGCUGACUGCUGGCUUUGGCAGAAUAAGUGUGAGCUGAGGACAUUAAACUGGUCUGUCACUCUAAGGACGUCUGCCUAACAUCAGUAAGGAAAGAAGAUCUCACUUUUUAGAGGGUAGAAAUCUCCUCUUUGAUGCUUGAGUUGAGUUUUAUCAGUGUGUGGAUGUCUAUUAUCUUUACUUUGAGAAAAAGGUCAUGACAGGAUUCUUUUUCUUCACAGGUGUAAGAGAAACCCUUGGUCAAAAGUAAGUGCCCAAAAACAGUAUUUGCACAAGCGGAUAUGGAUCGAAAUAGGAAUGUUUCAUAAGACCUACAAGUGCUCAAUUUAGUCAAUUUACACACUGUACCCGCCACAAAAACAAACAAACAAAAAAUCAGGCCAUUUUCAUCAGAACAGUGCCUGCUCUUUCAUACAUUUAAGGGAUUUUCUGCUCACCCAUGACUGCUCAAAUUUUAUUAGAUUUUUUCUCUCCCAAAAGAUGAAAAAUUGCCUGAUUAAAAUCCCAGAUUUUACAGCAAAAUUGAUGGUACUUAAACAGUAGUGGUCCUUUAACGUCACUAAACCUGGGGCACUACUGCUUUGAGUAAAACGUGUGAGACAUAGCUUUGUGUAAAAAUCAGGAAAGUUUAGUCUCUGAACUUUUUUUCAAUGAAUGAACAAUAUCACUAGUGUGAUAUUGUUUAAAUAUAUUUUACGAAAAGCAAGUCUAACCUCACUGUACUUGGCUGAUAAUAACAUCUCUUUUUAAAGGAAACAUUGGAAUUACUGUUAGUAAUGACAGUCUAUACAUUAUGAAGUGAAACUGUCUUUUAGUGGGUUUCACUCUCCCUGCCUCUACCCCGUCUCCAGAGAGAGGGCUCUGUCUUUGCUUCUUCCCUCCACUUUUUCUGCCUCAGCCAUGCACUUUUCCUACACUGGAUUUGAACUCUAAACUAGUCCUUUAUUGCUUUUUGUAUCAUAUUUGAUACAUACUUUUAUAUUCUUCUAUCAAAUCAAUAUGAUCAACAAAUUACUAAAAAAAACACCAUAAUACAGGCAGAUAAAUGAUAAAAAUGUCCUCUUGUGGAUUAUCAGUUUCCAAACACAUCUAAUGUAUCAAACAAGAUAAAUCAAUAUAUUUUUUAAAUCUUAAGGACAUUUUGAUUAUUUUGGUUUUUAGUAGUAAGUGAAAUAAACAUUUCAGCUCCAAAAAAAAAAAGUGAAUUUUCUGGCCAUAAUUUGUUGUUUCAGGCAUUAAAGAGCUAGAACCCUAACCUCUCUCCAAAUGUGAAAUGUAAAGUGCCCUCUGGUUGCCCUGCUAGCACAUCCAAUAAAAAAAUUAAAGGUGAAGAAGAGCCCUCUGAAUACCU